UGAUAAGGCCCGAACCUGCGUUUGUUCUUAGAUAAAUUGUAUCGGCUAAUUCAGUUUCCUUCCGACCGCUCACUGUCGCGUUCGUAAAAUAAUGUGCGACAAGUGUUUGUGCUAAACUCGUCGUAUUACAAGAUGUUGAUAACUACAUUGCUCCUGGCAGCCACCUUAGCUACAGCCGAAGACCUACCUCCAUCCUGUAAUAAACGUGUUUUCUGCAACAGCAAGCUUCUUCAUCAUGUCCAAAUGAGUCGAAUUUUUCCCGAUUCCAAAACCUUCGUUGACCGCCAUCUGCUUUAUGAUGAAGAUACCACUCUUUCCGCCUUCCAAGAACUUCUCGAUCAGACUAAUGAAAAUCCCACUGAAAAGCAAAUAAGGCAAUUCGUCGAUAAGUACUUUGACGAAAGUAGCGAACUGGAAUUAUGGACCCCUCCAGACUUUAACUCGAACCCACAAUUUUUGUCCUCCAUCCGUGAUGGAGAAUUGCGCCAAUUCGCAAAAGAUAUUCACGACAUUUGGCCAACCCUUGGAAGGAAAGUUAAGCAAACGGUCAUAGAAAACCCAGAUCAAUACAGUUUUAUACCCGUCACCCACGGAUUUGUUAUUCCCGGUGGACGGUUUACGGAGCUCUACUACUGGGACACUUACUGGAUCAUUGAAGGACUCCUCGUCAGCGGAAUGAAGGAAACUGUUAAAGGAGUCCUCGAGAAUCUAAUUGAAUUAGUAAACAAACUCGGUCAUAUACCUAACGGUAGUAGAUGCUACUAUGAGCAAAGAAGUCAGCCCCCGCUUUUGACAUCAAUGGUCUCUCUGUAUGUUCAAGCGACUAACGAUACUGAGUUUCUUGAAAAGAAUAUCAAAUCUUUAGAAGCCGAACUUCACUACUGGCUUGACACCCAAGUCUACACAUUUGAUAUUGGUGAUAAAGCGUACACGUUACUUCGAUACUAUGCUGCAAGCGAAGGACCGCGACCAGAGUCAUACCAAGAGGACUACACAAGCGCGCAAAUUUUCGACAACGACCAACGAAAAACUCAAUUCUAUAUUGAUAUAAAGAGCGCAGCAGAGAGUGGAUGGGACUUCUCGACCCGUUGGUUCAUCAAAAAUGGAACUGACAAAGGCAACUUGACAGAUAUCCACGCUACAGAGCUUAUUCCUGUGGAUCUAAAUUCUAUAUUUGCAAAAGCGCUUAAAAAUAUGGCAUAUUUCCAAUCCUUGCUACACAACUAUAGUAGAUCGUGGUAUUGGUCGCGUCUCGCCAGACAAUGGACUAACAAUAUUGAAAAAGUAUUAUGGGACCAAGAGGACGGCUGCUGGCAUGAUUGGGACUUGGUUAAUAAGAAAUUCCGGAAGUAUUUCUACCCUAUCAACAUCGCUCCUUUGUGGAUGGGUAUUACUGACAAGAAGUUUGUUGUAAAGAAUGCACCACGUAUCUUAAAGUACUUGAAAGAAUCACACGGCCUGGAUUAUCCUGGCGGUAUUCCCACAUCAUUGGUGAAGAGUGGGGAACAAUGGGACUUCCCCAACGCUUGGCCACCACUUAUAAGUCUGGCCGUGAAUGCUAUUGAAGCAUUGGAGUUGCCAGAGGCGAAAGACUUGGCGUUUCGCGUGGCUCAAUCUUGGGUACGGUCAUGUUACAAAGGAUUCUCAGACAACAAGCAGAUGUUUGAGAAGUAUGACGUGGAAGUCCCGGGAAGAAUUGGCGGAGGUGGGGAAUAUACAGUACAAACUGGCUUUGGGUGGUCCAACGGUGUAAUUUUGGAAUUUUUGGCGAAGUAUGGACAAAGAAUGUCUUUGUAUGACAUGAGAAAAGAUGCGAGUGAUCUAUUAGGGUCUCGUGCAGUUGGUGUUUUGGAUGCUUCGAGUGAGGACUCUUCUAAGUCAGAUAGUUCAGGUAGUGAGGAAGUAAUUAUGGUGGCAUUUAAAUUGUAAAUAAACCUAGUACCAGCUUUUUACGAGUAUAUUUAGUUUUACGAGAAAUCAAUAGGCGGAGUUACCGUUUUAGUAUUUUUGUUUCUUUGACAUAGCAAUACCGGAUUAGGUAAAAAUAGAUGAACAAAUAAUUUUUAUAAUAGGUAUAAAAAGUAACUGCAAUUUUGACUUGAAUAUUAAUUUACGUAGUUGUUUAUAAAUAUAUAUUUUUUUGUUAAAAUACUUUACAAUCUUGUGCCAUUAAAUAUGUUUUAAUUUAUUUAAAAAUGUUGACGUAAUAAAAAUAACACUAAUUAUAUGACAUAACAUUUAUAAUAUUUUUAAGUUAAAAUGUAAUAAAUAACCAUUUUUAGUAUAAGUGAAGAUUUUAAACAGAUGACGAAGAAUAAUAAGUAUGCUUUUUUAUUUAGACCAUAUAAUAGAACAAAGAAAAUAUAUUAUUAUUUUAUAGGUACCUCUACAAACUUUUUAAACGUAUGACGACGAAUAACUAUGCCUUAUAUUAAAAAACCCGGCGCUUGAUGAAAAUGUAAUUUGCGAACACAAAAGAUGCGAAAUUUUUCUCCUUAUGUUGGUUAAAAUCGUUUAAAAUAGAUUUUUUAAGCAAUUUUCUUUCGUAUAAUAUAUCUGUUAGUUAAAUUGUCUAUCCUUAGAACGGCCCGUGUUUAAAAUAAAUUUCUUCAUUAUUUUUGCUCAGUAUUUAAGUAGUAUUUUCGGGCUAUUUUGGUUGAGUUCUGGUUAGAGCAGUGUGUUCCAACCUUUUUUGUACCAUGCCUUUCUAAGAUUCAUAUGCCCCAAACACAAUUUUUAUUAUUAAAAAGUUGAAUUGUUUACUUCAAAUUUAAAUAAAAGGUUUUAGGAAGAAAUCACUAGGAAAUUGUUAACGAAACACAGUAAGUAAAUUUUCAAAACAUGACAAAAACCUGAAAUUUAAAAUCCUAAUAAUUUCAAUAAAUUUUCGCAUAACCCUUGAUAAUCAAAUUGCCCCCUUGUGGGGCGUGGGCCCCACGUUGGGAAACACUGGCUUAGGGGAUGAUAAAUUUUUAUAAGUGAAGAAUAUUUUUGAACGUUUCCUAUAUCUAACUAAAAUUUAUUAAUCGGGCGUAAAGAAUACGGACCGUUAAUAGUAGAACUUUGUGGCUUAAUGUUAAGGAAAUUUAAGGAUUAAAGGCUGUGUCUUUA
Messenger RNA from Pieris napi, 3111 nucleotides. Its product is annotated as trehalase-like. Lineage: Eukaryota; Metazoa; Arthropoda; Insecta; Lepidoptera; Pieridae. The record is from RefSeq and is a predicted model, not a curated record. Gene Ontology annotation, molecular function: alpha,alpha-trehalase activity. Gene Ontology annotation, biological process: trehalose catabolic process. The transcript is spliced from 2 exons. Bases 133 to 1929 code for a protein of 598 amino acids.